Molecule: messenger RNA, 2694 nt
Organism: Tripterygium wilfordii
Lineage: Eukaryota; Viridiplantae; Streptophyta; Magnoliopsida; Celastrales; Celastraceae
Product: protein DETOXIFICATION 14-like
Exons: 7
Coding region: 480-1937 (485 amino acids)
Biological process (GO): xenobiotic detoxification by transmembrane export across the plasma membrane
Cellular component (GO): membrane
Molecular function (GO): antiporter activity; xenobiotic transmembrane transporter activity
Source: RefSeq, a predicted model, not a curated record
UCUAACUUCGAGUGAGAAAUGGGCUCCCAAUAGGUUAACCCAUGAGAUUGCGAAAUGGGUCGGUUACUGAUCAUGGUCCGAAAACAUUCCCAGAAAGGUUUUACGUCAACCUCUUCUUUUGAAAUACUGUGAUGGAUGCCCACCCAUAAAUUUGUGGCAACCAAGGCUGCCCAAGGUUGAAAAGUUGUCAGGAAUAUGCAUGUCCCUUGAAAAAAACAAAGCUGGUAAUUUUUCAGGAAAGGAACACAACAUUCUCACUUUCUCAGCUUGCCUGCAUAUUACCUUCAAUUUUUCUUAUUAUAAUUUUUUUAACAUCUGUCAUUUUAGAUUCAAAUUUUGAAUUUUUCACAAUAUCUAUAAACCCAUCAGUAUUCAGUAGCAUUGUAACAAGAUCUUGAACAGUCACCAUAUUUCUUUCCUUUUUCCCUCUCUUCCUAAAUAAAUCUCACAAUCACUAUAUUUUUCAUCCCCUCAACACAAUGAGAGACUCAGAAAACAUUGAAAAGGGUUUGUUGGUUAGAGAAGGAGAGGAGGAGGACAGGGGAUUAUUAACAUGGGUUGUGCUAAUGGAGGAAGUGAAGAGAGUUGGGUACAUAGGAGGACCAAUGGUGGCUGUGAAUUUCUCACAGUACUUCUUGCAAGUUAUAUCAAUCAUGAUGGUCGGUCAUCUUGGCGAGCUCGCUCUUUCUAGCACCGCCAUUACCUUCUCCAUCUGCGGCGUCACCGGAUACAGUCUCGUUUUUGGAAUGUCAUCUGCACUAGAGACCAUAUGUGGGCAAGCUUAUGGAGCUCAACAAUAUCAAACACUAGGGACUCAAAUAUACACUGCAAUUCUUUGUCUUAGUCUUGUUUGUAUCCCAAUAUCAAUGAUGUGGAUCUACAUGGGAAAAUUACUUGCUUUGAUGGGCCAAGACCCUCUGGUCUCGCAAGAGGCUGGUAGAUAUGCAAUUUGUCUAAUUCCUUCGCUCUUUGGCUAUGCGACACUUCAGUCAGUUGUUAGAUACUUUCAGGUGCAGAGUUUGACUGGUCCUUUGUUUGUAAGCUCUUUGGCUACUUUUUGUUUCCAUGUUGGUUUCUGUUGGGUUUUGGUAUUCAAAUCCGAGCUAGGCAACGUUGGAGCAGCAGUAGCACUCAGUGGUUCGUAUUGGUUGAAUGUAAUGUUGCUCGGAUUGUAUAUGAUGUUCUCCCCUAAUUGUGAUAAAACACGAGUCCCUAUUAGUAUGGAGCUAUUCCAUGGAGUUAGAAAGUUCUUCCGAUUCGCGAUCCCUUCUGCUGUUAUGAUUUGCCUUGAAUGGUGGUCAUUUGAGUUGAUCAUCCUGUUGUCUGGAUUUCUACCAAAUUCAAAGCUUGAAACUUCAGUUCUCUCUGUCUGCCUGCAGUGCCUUUCAACACUCCAUAUGAUCGCAGAUGGACUAGGUGGUGCAGUAAGUACAAGAGUCUCGAACGAACUGGGAGCAGGGAAUCCAAGGAAAGCUCGUAUGGCUGUCAUUGCAGUGAUGUUUCUUACAGUGGCACAGUCUAUGAUAUUAAGCUCAAUUCUGUUCGCCAGCAAGCAUGCUUUCGGUUAUGCUUUUAGCAACGAAAAGGAAGUUGUGGACUAUGUCUCAGCCAUGGCUCCUCUGUUAUGUAUUUCCGUUAUAUUGGAUAGUCUACAAGGUGUUCUUUCAGGCGUUGCACGGGGAUGUGGGUGGCAGGAUUUGGGGGCCUAUGUCAACCUUGCGGCAUUCUAUCUUUGUGGAAUUCCAGUUGCAGCCGUGCUGGGUUUCCGGUCACAACUGAGAGGGAAAGGCUUUUGGAUUGGAGUCCAAAUUGGGGCACUUUUGCAAACACUUCUGCUGUUUAUCAUUACCAGUUGCACCAAUUGGGAAAAACAGGCAAGAAAGGCGAGGAUGAUGAUGUUUGACGGAAAAUCAUCGGUACACGAUGAAUUGAUGUGAGAAGGCAAUUCUUGUAGACUAGUUUUCAUUGUUAAUGCAGGAACAAGAAAUGUUUAGCAUGCAAUAUUUUCCAGAUAUUGCACAGCACCAUGAAUGAAUCUCAAUAAAGUUACUUACUAAAACUGUUAGAUGUCACACUUGAGUCUUCAAUUCCUAAAAUUCAUGUCUAAUCAUGCCACACAAACAUUUCAACAAACACCUAGUGUGUGAGGAGCAAGAUUGAAAUGUAAACAACAAUCUACAUAGACUCCCUGACCAUGAAAAUGUAAACAAUUAUUUUGAUGACUUUGAUAAAUUAUGUUCGAUUUGAAGGCUCCAAGUUCAUCAUCUUCAUCCGAGCCUUUUAUCAACGAGAAUCCACUACGUAUAUUCAUUUACGCCAUUGAUUUCUACCUAUAUCAUAAUUUCAACAUUUUUUAUUGAAUUCAUCUCAUUUCUUACUAUUUCAAGUUAUGCCUUUUUAUGACUUAUUCUUCACAUUCUAUUAUCUCUUAUACAAAUUCUCUCGAUUCCCCUCACAACUACACUAUUAUCUCUACGUUAUACAUACACAUACCAAUACCAUCUUAAACGCUUUUCUUGAAACUUAUCUUCAAUUGGUGGUACUACUACCUUAGACUAAUGAUCUCAUUUAUUAUCAUAUCUUCUCUCUGGAUCGCCUCAGCGCCAUUCCUAGCUACCCCGAAUUACAUCUCUACACACACCCAUCCCCUGUUAAAUCCAAGUCGUCUUCUUAGUGCUUUAGACGGCAAUCACC